Messenger RNA from Impatiens glandulifera, 450 nucleotides. Its product is annotated as self-incompatibility protein S1-like. The record is from RefSeq and is a predicted model, not a curated record. Bases 1 to 450 code for a protein of 149 amino acids. NCBI's taxonomy places the organism in Eukaryota, Viridiplantae, Streptophyta, Magnoliopsida, Ericales, Balsaminaceae. The transcript has a single exon.
AUGAGUCAAAAUGAAAUGAAGCCGAGAGCCACAUGGGCAAUUGUUCUUGUUGUCGCGAUCAUGGUCUUGUUUGGUUGCGGCCAAACCAAGGUGGUCUCGGGUAUUCUGUUGGAGAAGGUUCACGUUUAUCUGACAAAUGAAUUGGCAUCUGGUAAUGACUUAACGGUUCAUUGCAAAUCAAAGGACAACGAUUUAGGAGUGCACCAAAUUGUGUACAAUGGAACUUACGAGUGGACAUUUCGCAACAACAUUUGGGACACGACACUCUUUUGGUGCGACUUGCAGUGGGGACAGCCGAUGGUUACGGGGUCCUGCCAUGCGUAUGAGGCUGAUCGAGAUCAGAGGAGGUGCAGGAAGAGGUGUAUGUGGAAGAUCAAGGAGAUGGGGUUGUAUUCUUUCAACAUGAACACCAAUAUAUGGGAAAAUCUUUGCAAUUGGAACCGAGCAUAA